Molecule: messenger RNA, 576 nt
Organism: Misgurnus anguillicaudatus (oriental weatherfish)
Lineage: Eukaryota; Metazoa; Chordata; Actinopteri; Cypriniformes; Cobitidae
Gene: ndufa2
Product: NADH:ubiquinone oxidoreductase subunit A2
Cellular component (GO): respiratory chain complex I
Source: RefSeq, a predicted model, not a curated record
GAGGUCACGUGUUUCCUGUGGAGCUCCACUCGCCCAUGCACUCGCCCGUAUACUCUUUGCCCGUAGUCUGCAGCCAGACCCCUCUCGUUAGGUUUGAAAACAGCGCUCAUCCGGUGAGAUUUCACGAGAUUUUGGCUGUAGCUGUAUCCCUUCUAGCCACAACCCGUUCAGACAAGGUGACAGUCAUGGCGGCAGCGGUGGUUCGAGGAAUCGGUUCAAAUUUGUCAAAGAAUCUCCGUGAGAUACGCCUGCAUAUAUGUCAGACAUCAGCUGCUAGUCAGGGAGCAAGGGAUUUUAUUGAGCAGCAUUACGUGCCAUUAAAGAAGGCAAAUCCUGAUUUCCCUAUCCUGAUUCGAGAGUGCUCUGGGGUUCAGCCCAAACUGUGGGCACGAUAUGGCUUUGGUAAAGAACACAGUGUUUCAUUGGACAACAUGAACGUCGACCAAGUUGGCAAAACUUUGGAGACACUAAUAAACACAAAGCCCUGAGCCAACAUCUUUAAGGAAACAUAAAAUGAUAUAAAUGCUAUUUGUUUUUCUAUAUUAAAAAUAAAUGUAUACUCUCAAAGAACUUAAA